ACACGAGGCCCGCGCUCACGAGCCAGAGAAGAAGGGAGAGGAGAGGCUAACCACCGCGGCAGCUGCGACCUGCGACCGCGAGGAGUGGCGCACGACGACCAGCGCGGAGGAGGUGGAGCCGGCGGCGGGGAGAUUUGCUCGCCCGGCUGGGGUUGCGGUGGGAGGAGGGUAGGAGGCAGAGACAACCAGCGAUGGCGGCGUCCGCGAGGCCCGGGGAGAGGGCGACCAGCUUCGCCGUCGCGUGCAGCCUCCUCAGCCGCUUCGUCCGCCAGAACGGCGCCGCGCCCGCCCAGCUAGGCCUCGGGAUCAAAGGCGAGGUCGAGCAGCAAAGGACGCCGGCGACAAUUAACUUGCUCCCCGGAGCGGACGGCGAGGAGACCGAGAGGAGGAAGGAGACCAUGGAGCUUUUCCCGCAGAGCGCCGGGUUCGGUGUCAAGGAUGCCGCUGCUGCCCCUAGAGAGCAAGAAAAUAAAGAGAAGCCUAAACAGCUCACAAUCUUCUAUGGCGGGAAGGUGCUGGUGUUUGACGAUUUCCCUGCCGACAAGGCAAAGGACCUGAUGCAGCUGGCCAGCAAGGGCGGCCCUGUGGUACAGAACGUUGUUUUGCCUCAACCCUCUGCACCUGCUGCUGCUGUCACCGACAAGGCCGUGCCGGUCCCCGUCAUCAGCUUGCCUGCUGCUCAGGCUGAUGCUAAGAAGCCUACUCGCACAAAUGCCUCUGAUAUGCCAAUUAUGAGGAAGGCUUCUCUUCACCGCUUCCUUGAGAAGAGAAAGGACCGUCUCAAUGCAAAUGCACCAUACCAAACUUCUCCUUCAGACGCUGCACCAGUCAAGAAGGAGCCCGAGAGCCAGGCAUGGCUCGGAUUAGGACCGAAUGCCGUCAAGUCCAACCUGAACCUGAGCUAGCACACAACGACACAGCCAAAUAAGACGGCACAGCAAACCUCACCAAAGCCUUUGCAGGACGAUCUGAAAAUAUGCUUUGCCACUAGAGUACCGAAACCAUAAAUAUCCUCUCGUUAUCGUGUUUUAGUGUUCUGUUUAGGCCGUGGUCCUACGCCCUCUUGUCACAUAGUUCUGGAUGUAAAGAUAAGUAGCCAGCCAUGACCGAGAGAAGGUUUUUUUUGGGGGGUGUUAACACACGGCCACUCUGAAUUGGCCAUGCUAAGGAAAAUGAUAGUAGUGCAAAGAGAAGUAUAUGUCUUUUUCUUUUUCUGAAAGCCCAGAUCGUUUGGCUCUAGCCUUGAUGUAUGCAGAACAAGUGAUUGUAAUGGAUUCUGAG
This is a messenger RNA of Zea mays, 1281 nucleotides long. RefSeq names its product pnFL-2. NCBI's taxonomy places the organism in Eukaryota, Viridiplantae, Streptophyta, Magnoliopsida, Poales, Poaceae. Gene Ontology annotation, biological process: response to wounding; regulation of defense response; regulation of jasmonic acid mediated signaling pathway. Gene Ontology annotation, cellular component: nucleus. The record is from RefSeq and is marked validated.